Messenger RNA from Aspergillus bombycis, 1305 nucleotides. RefSeq names its product acyl-CoA dehydrogenase family protein. The record is from RefSeq and is a predicted model, not a curated record. Bases 1 to 1305 code for a protein of 434 amino acids. Gene Ontology annotation, molecular function: flavin adenine dinucleotide binding; oxidoreductase activity, acting on the CH-CH group of donors. NCBI's taxonomy places the organism in Eukaryota, Fungi, Ascomycota, Eurotiomycetes, Eurotiales, Aspergillaceae. The transcript has 2 exons.
AUGAUGCCUUCAGACCCGAAACUCGAUCUUGAUGAAAAUACGCCAUGGAGCGAACCCGCCUGGUACAAGACGUUGGACUCGCCCUACUACAACCAAUCCCAUCGAAAGCUCCGGGACAGUAUUCGACAGUACUACGACACCUACAUCCUUCCUCACGCUCUGGAUUGGGAAGAGAAGGGCGUCGUACCACGGGAAGAAGCCUUACGAUAUGCGCGGUCAGGGAUUCCCUUUGACGAUGUGCCUUCUGAAUAUCGGCCGUCUCACAUCCCCAACUUAGCCGGCAUUCCCCACCACGAGAUGGACGUGUUUCACCUUCUGGUUAUCGUCGAUGAGACAGCGAGAGCUGAAGGGGGGGUGACAAUUGCGCUGGGUGGCGCUUCGACGAUCGGAAUUCCUCCCAUCAUUCACCAUGGUUCUGAGGAGCAAAAGGCCAAAUGGCUUCCUGGGCUCUUCUCAUGGGACACUAGUUUCUGUCUGGGAGUGACAGAGCCCCAUGGCGGUUCUGAUGUCGCAAAUAUCUGUACCACCGCUGUCAAGUCUGCCGACGGCAAAUUUUACAUUGUUAAUGGUGUCAAGAAAUGGAUCACCGGCGCCCCAUGGGCUACCCACAUGACAACCGCCGUUCGAACAGGUGCGGAUGGAUCCGGGGCGAGUGGCAUUUCGGCCCUCGUCAUUCCUCUGAGCUCCGAAGGAAUUACAUGUCAAAAGAUCUAUAACAGCGGGCAGAAUGCAGGCGGAUCAUCCUUUGUGGAUAUGGAAGACGUGCGGGUGCCCGUGGAAAACCUGAUCGGCGAGGAAAAUAAGGGAUUCCAGAUCAUUAUGAGAAACUUCAAUCGGGAGAGAUAUGUUAUGGCCAUUCAGUGCAACAGGAAGAGCCGAACAUGUCUUGCCCUAGCCAUGUCGUAUGCUAUGAGGCGCAAGACCUUUGGCCAACCGUUGAUCCAAAACCAGAUCAUCCGGCGCAAGCUCGCGGAACUGGCCCAUCGGGUGGAAGCGCAUUGGGCGUGGCUGGAACAGCUUGCAUUCUAUAUCAACCACGAUCCCUUGGGGUGGCAGAGCCCCCAGAUCGCCAGUCGUAUUGCCUUGCUCAAGGUCCAAGGGGGUCAGAUGCUGGAAUUAGCUGCGCGGGAGGCCCAGCAGAUAUUCGGAGGUGCUGGAUACCAGAAAGGCGGAGUCGGCGCGACGAUUGAACAGAUCAGUAGAGACCUCCGAAUGAUGGUCGUGGGUGGCGGGAGUGAAGAAAUCAUCGCCGAUCUUGCCAUACGCCAGGAAGUGUCCAGACUCAAAAGGAACGACAAGCUGUAG